This is a messenger RNA of Lasiosphaeria miniovina, 3926 nucleotides long. Its product is annotated as glycoside hydrolase family 2 protein. The transcript is spliced from 4 exons. The coding region runs from base 327 to 3446 and encodes 1039 amino acids. The record is from RefSeq and is a predicted model, not a curated record. Gene Ontology annotation, cellular component: beta-galactosidase complex. NCBI's taxonomy places the organism in Eukaryota, Fungi, Ascomycota, Sordariomycetes, Sordariales, Lasiosphaeriaceae. Gene Ontology annotation, molecular function: beta-galactosidase activity; carbohydrate binding. Gene Ontology annotation, biological process: lactose catabolic process.
AAGAAACAUGCGGGGAAGUCAAGGAGGUGUGUGUGGUGGGUGGCAGGUGACCAACAACAUUCGUCGUCAGCCGCCGUCGCCGCCGCAGACGUUGCGACAGACAGCUCGGUUUCGAGAAAACAGAUAUAUUCUGGUAAUUCCAUUGCGCACUCUUCUCCUACCUCUUGCUGCUGCUUGUUGUGACAACGAUAAAUUCUAAUUGGUUUUCUGACCCUGCCCUGCUUCUCCGUCAAGUGGGUUGAUUCCCCGUCAUCUGCAGCCAAUUGCCAGCUCCAUAUUUCCAUCGUGAAAGUCACUGGGUAUUUUGUCCAUCGAGGUUGUAUCCAAUGUCAGCGGGAAACACGGCCCUGGGUCCUGGGCCCAGGCCUGGCCCUUUAGGAGAGGUUCAUAUCCACCCGCAGUCGACGCCAGACUGGAACAACCUCAAGGUCAUCCAUCGGAACACGCUUCCGCCUCGCAGCCACUUCUUUCUGUACGAAAACGCCGAGGAUGCCCUCUCCCGCGAUGUGUCUCGGUCCAAGAGCCAGCUUCUCUCCAGCGACUGGUGGCGCUUCAGUCUUUCCAAGUCCCCCUUCGAGGGCGAUACCGACUUCUAUACCCGGUCCUUUUCCAGCCUGCUUUCCGAUCCUAGCUGGAGCAGGGCCACUGUCCCUAGCAUGUGGCAGCGCGAGGGCUUUGGGAAGGGCCCGCAGUAUACCAACAUCAACUUUCCCUUUCCCGUCGACCCGCCUCGUGUCCCCAUUGAUGACAACGAGUGCGGCCGCUAUGUGACGCGUUUUGAGCUCGGCCCCCAUGACCAGGACCACCAGCUGAGGCUGCGCUUUGAGGGCGUUGACUCGGCUUUUACCGUAUGGGUCAACGACCACCAGGUCGGCUAUUCCCAGGGAUCACGGAAUCCAAGCGAGUUUGAUAUCACCAGUUUCGUCAAUUUUGACGAGCCCAACCUGCUGUACGUCGAGGUCUACCAGCGAUGCGAUGGGAGUUAUAUAGAGGAUCAAGACCAAUGGUGGCUAAGCGGAAUCUUUCGAGACGUCUGGCUACACAAGUUCCCAAAAACUCAUUUCGAGGACGUGCACGUGCAAACCAUCUUAGACGAUGACUACAAUGACGCGAAGCUGCGCGUCGAUGUUCAACUCAGCAAUGACGCCAACGUCAAGUUACGGCUUCUGGAUUCCGGGGGCGAUGAGGUUGCCAGCGGAACCAAGUUAGGGAAGGGGACCUUGACUUUUGUACUGCCCAUAAAAAACCCUCGCAAGUGGACGGCCGAAACCCCCUAUCUCUACAAGCUGGUUCUGGAAAUUCCGGGCUGCGCGCUGGCCGAAAGGGUGGGCUUCCGCCGCACCGAGCUUAUUGACGGUGUUUUUAGCGUCAAUGGGAAACCCGUCAAACUCAGGGGCGUCAACAGACAUGAGCACCAUCCAGAUGGGGGACGGACGGUGCCAUUUGAGUUUCUCAAACAUGACCUCUUGCUCAUGAAAAAGCACAACAUCAACGCGAUCCGGACGUCUCACUACAUCAAUGACCCCCGCCUCUACGAGCUCGCCGACGAGCUGGGGCUGUGGAUCCUGGACGAGUGCGAUCUCGAGUGCCACGGCUUGUUUGUCGUGGGGGGUAAUGGUACAGGAUUUGCCUCUGACAACCCCGACUGGGAAGAGGCGUAUGUAGAUCGCGCGCGCCAGAUGGUCAUGCGCGACUUCAACCGCCCGAGCAUCAUUCUGUGGUCCCUGGGGAACGAGUCCGGCCACGGCCGCAACCACGCCGCCAUGUACAAGUUCAUCAAGAGCGUCGAUACGAGCCGUCUCAUCCACUACGAGGCCGACUGGAAUGCCGAGUCGGCAGACAUCAUCAGCAGGAUGUACUUUUCCGCCGGCGACAUGGAGGGCUUCGGAAAGGAGCGUUCCUGGGACAAGCCCGUCGUCUUGUGCGAGUACGUCCAUGCCAUGGGGAAUGGCCCCGGUGCCAUCAAGGAGUACAUCGAUAUGUUUUACAAGUAUCCUCGCCUGAUGGGAGGUUUUGUAUGGGAGUGGGCAAACCACGGACUGAGGACAAAGACUGCCGACGGUAUAGAGUACUUUGGGUACGGCGGUGAUUUUGGAGACGACCCAAACGACUACAAUUUUGUGUUGGAUGGGCUUUGCUUUUCGGACCACACACCGACACCUGGUUUGACCGAGUACAAAAAAGCCAUCGAGCCGGUCCAGACCUGCGGAGUCGAGGGCGGCGACAGGGUGCGCAUCGUUAAUAGAUACGACUUUAUCAGCCUCGAACAUCUCACUGCCAGAUGGAGCAUUGUCGCAGACGGUCUGGAGAUUCCGGGCGGUAAAGUGGAAAUUCCAAAAGAUAUUGAGCCCCACGCCGAGGCGCUGUUGACGAUCAAGGGACUUCCAAAGACUUACCCACCAGAUUCUCACCUGAAUCUAGAGUUUACCCUUGGCAAGCAGACGAACUGGGCUGAAGCUGGCCACCUCAUCGCCACCGGCCAAGUUCAGCUUUCGCCGCCGUCAAGCCUGCAAUUUCUACAUGAACUCGGCGCACCUGAGGGAAAAAGGCCAACGGCAACGCUUGUCAACCCAACUCUGUUGUCAAUAUCGGGCAGCGAAGGGUCGCGAUGGGAAUUCGACCUUGCAACAGGCUCGCUGUGCACCUGGACGCGCGCCGGCCGGGGCUCAAAGUCAAACGUCCUCACGGAGCCGCUGAGGUUCGACCUGUACCGGGCACAGACGGACAACGACCACGGCUGCGACUUUGGGCGCAACUGGGACGACCGACGGCUGCACCAGGCCAAAGACCACGUGGUGCAGGUAGCGUGGCAGCAAAAGGCCGACGACGGCGUCGUCGAGAUCACAGUGCGCAGCCGCAUCGCACCGCCCGUGCUCAACUGGUCGCUCGAGACGACGGCCGUCUACCGCUUCACGGGCGACCGCAUCGCGAUCCGCGUGCGCGGCAAGCCCACCGGCAACCUGCUCCCGCGGGCUUGGGCGCGCUUCGGCCUCGCCACGGCCCUCGCCGGCUGCGCGCGCGCGCGCUGGUUCGGCCGCGGGCCCGGCGAGAGCUACCGCGACAAGAAGCUCAGCCAGCGCGUCGGCACCUGGGACGCGCCCGCCGCCGACCUAGCUACCGACUACGAGUUCCCGCAGGACAACGGCAACCGCACCGAUGUGCGCUGGGUCGAGUUUCUCGGGGGCGCUGACGAGUCACUGCUGCUGCUGCGCGCGCGCUACGGCGACCUGGACGGCGCCAGCUUCCAGGCCCUGCCCUACACUGCGCGCGACCUCCAGGAGAGCAAGCACCCGUUCGAGCUGGCGCGGCGCGGGCGCGACGACACGGUCGUCCAUCUGGACUGGAUGCACCACGGCCUCGGGACAGGGUCGUGCGGGCCGGAGACGUUGCCGCAGUACACGCUGGAUGCGUGGCGUGAGUUUGAUGUCAGCAUCAUUUUGGAGUAGGGAGGCGUGGAAGAACAUGACGGCAGAGAGGCCAGGUAUUUUUUACGUGUCGCUUGCUUAAGAACUGAAUUCUUAUGCUAUUUUGAGGGUGUAUUUCGAAAGCAACGUAUUGUAUUUUCCUUGCAUGAAAGUACAUUGGCAUUGAGGAAUAUAUACGAUAUUCCCCAGAAAAACAGCUUGAUGGUAUAAACUCUCAUUUGAACACCCAUCCACGCCCUAAAUCCCAGCGCCCGUCAAGAGUUUACUUGAAGGAGAGAGCAUACGCUAUGAUCGUAAAUAAAAAAAAAACCGGGUAGGUAGGCAGGUAGGUAGUGAUACAGCCCCGUCUCUCGUCCUCAGUCCGUUCUGAAAAUCCAAAUGUGAUGUGAACCCCAAACACCAUUCCAAACCAAAGAUGCAACACCGCCAGUGUAUGAUAGGUAUAUAUAUUUCCCCCUCCUAAGUGGAAAGAAAAAAGGGGGGGGGGGGGGAGGUUUCGAC